This is a messenger RNA of Racocetra fulgida, 140 nucleotides long. Lineage: Eukaryota; Fungi; Glomeromycota; Glomeromycetes; Diversisporales; Gigasporaceae. The record is from the annotation of a GenBank genome assembly.
AUGGAAGAUGAUAAAGUUUUAGAGUAUGAAGAGGUUACAGAUGAUGAUCAAUAUAAAGAGAAUCAAAUUUCAGAAGAUGCUCAGGCUUCAGAAAUUACAUAUCAUCAUGUUCAAAACCCACUUUGGCAUAUUAGAAAAAG